AUGACACCAAAACCAACAUAUACCGAUGAACAACUGGAGUUAUACUUGAAGCGCAUCGGGUACUCCAACUCUGCUCAACCCGAUGGCAAUCUUCUUCAGCGUCUCCGCCAGGAUAUCGAGAAUGAUGCGCUUUCUGCACUGUGUAAUUUGCAAAGGCGGCAUCUCGCUGCCAUUCCGUGGGGCAACUCAGGGCUGCACUACUCGCAACAUCAUACUAUCUCGCUGAACCCGGAGAGUCUCUUUGAGAAAAUGGUGGAGCGGCGGCUAGAUGGGUACUGCAUGGAGAACACUGGUGUCUUCUUUAUUGUCUUGCGGUCUCUGGGGUAUCCUGUUUAUGCCACUGGAGGUAGACAUUCCCAGCUUUCUGGCCGAGCUGACACCAUUGAUCCGGCGAAGUGGACAUAUGAUUUUGAUCGUGAUUAUCAGAGGUCAGAAGUUGAUGUCGGCUUUGGAAACAAUUGUGCUACUGCUCCACUAUUACUUCAAGAAGGUGCUACUGCCACGGCUAUCGCGCCAUCUGAGAUGCGAAUUGUCAGAGAAAGCAUUCCCGAGUUCACGGACCAAAGCCAAAAGAUCUGGAUCUAUCAAACAAGAUACAAUUCCGAGAGUGAGUGGUUGCCAAUGAUCUGCUUUUCCGACGUCGAGUUCCUACCGCAGGAUUUUGGUGUCAUGAACUUCUCCGUCAGCCAGAGCCGAGCUAGUUGGUUCACUCAGGUUUUUGUCUGCAUGCGAAUGAUUUUGGACGAAAGUGGCACAGACAUCAUUGGCCAGUGCAUUAUGUCAGGCAAAGAAGUCAAGAAGAGAUUGCGCGGGCAGACGGAGAUAUUGCAGGUGCUGGAGACUGAAGAGGACCGCGUUAAAGCCCUGGCAAAGCAUUUCGAUAUGCACCUUCGUGUGGAUGAGAUCCAAGGGAUUCGGGGAAUGACCUCGGAGCUCAAGUAG
This is a messenger RNA of Penicillium griseofulvum, 942 nucleotides long. RefSeq names its product arylamine N-acetyltransferase family protein. The coding region runs from base 1 to 942 and encodes 313 amino acids. Lineage: Eukaryota; Fungi; Ascomycota; Eurotiomycetes; Eurotiales; Aspergillaceae. The transcript is spliced from 3 exons. Gene Ontology annotation, molecular function: acetyltransferase activity. The record is from RefSeq and is a predicted model, not a curated record.